AUGUUUAACCCCCACAAUACCGAAAGUAACACAGUGGAUACAGUAUUACCCAAGAAACCGCGAUCGUGGCCUCAUCUCCGCAAACCUCCCUUUUCGUUUAGACCCUCCUCCAAGUUUCCUAUCUUUCUCCUUGGACUUCAAUUCACCUCUCUUCUAAUCAACUUACAUUCUCUUUCUCACCUCCCACCUUUAAUCACAAUGGCCUCUCCCCGUCCCGCAUCUCCCUUGACCUCAGGCGCCGAGUCCGGCGCUGAGAAGUCCGGCGCCGGCGCCGCUGCCUCUGGCUCUUCCGUCAGCCGUCCCUCUUCUCCCUCGACCCCCGGCGGUCCUCGCGCUGCCAUGCGUCGCCGCGCCGCUGCCGACCACAAGGAGACUCUGCGCAAUGCUCGCCCUAGCUCCACCCGCUCCGCCGGCGCCGGUGGCUCCUCCGGCACCAUGCUCAAGCUCUACACUGACGAGAGCCCCGGUCUCCGCGUCGACCCCGUCGUUGUCCUGGUCCUGAGUCUGGGCUUCAUCUUCUCCGUUGUCGGUCUCCACGUCAUCGCCAAGAUCACCCGCAAGUUCUCCGCUUAA
Molecule: messenger RNA, 573 nt
Organism: Penicillium olsonii
Lineage: Eukaryota; Fungi; Ascomycota; Eurotiomycetes; Eurotiales; Aspergillaceae
Source: the annotation of a GenBank genome assembly